AAAAGGAUCCAAAAUACCAAACUUUUGGUUUUUGUGAACACCAAUGUCCAUGCUGUGCGGUGUAUAUUUAAAGGGUCAAGGAUUCUCAAUAUUCCAAUCCAUUGAAAAAAAAAGGAAAGGUUUUAAAUACGGUGGAAACUGGAGGUGGACAUACAGCAAUAUUGUGGCUUCUUUACAAGGAAGACCUCAGCACCCUUUCCCCCAGCAAGGGCCAUCCUGAAGGGGGAUUUAGGGUUGGGGUGACUCAUCUGCAAGAGCAGCACAGUCUGUAAUUUUCCUCAGCUUUUAACAAGGCUGGGAAAACUUGCUGCACGCCAUUCUGGACUCUCCGACUCCAGAAAGAUGUCAACAAAGUGGAAGGUAUUGGACGGGACCGGCGCAGAAACGAUUUACUGAAAAAUCUUUGUAGUCGUAAAAUUCUUUCCUGAGCAAGAGAGAGAGAGAAAGCGUAAGGACUUGGCGUAAUCUCCGUGUUGAGGACUGUCAGACUAACGCGAUGGCUCAGCCAGUUCCAGUUCAAGCCGGAAAUGUUUUCGUAUUUUUCUCGUCUUUCGUUCCAAGCCUAGGGGCUUACAUGCAUGCUGGAGUAGGGGCUGAUGGGAGAGGGAUGAAGACCGUCAAAGCACUUCUACUGCCCCAACCCCAUUUUCCAGCUUCACGUUUCAUCAGCAAUAUUCGACUGUAGUAUCAAAGUUUCUAGGCGAGCCUCCUGGCCUGCGAGGGACUGUCCGGUGUUUGCCUGGUGCCAACAGUUGCCAGCAAGAAGAUGAUGCCGAAGCAAAGCUCUAAGCAGGUGGAGAACGGGGAGAGAGGGGGUGCACCGGACAUGCUGAGUCAUCGCAAGGAGAGUGAGAAAUCACGUAGUCGGAAGGAAGAAGAAACAGCAGAAGGGUCUCCUCCUAAAAAAUCCCUUAAAAAGGCAGGUAAUGGUGAUAGAGCAGAAUGGAUCCUUCCAGGUCCGGAUUCCCAAGAAUUUUAUUUGCGAGCACUGUUUUGGAGCGUUCCGGAGCAGUUACCACCUCAAGAGACAUAUCCUUAUUCAUACUGCAUAGGAGUUACAGCUCUGGAAAUAAUUAGCUGCUCCCUCCUCUCUGUUAAAGGAGAGAAACCUUUUGAGUGUGACGUCUGUGACAUGCGCUUCAUCCAGAAGUACCAUCUGGAGCGCCACAAACGUGUCCACAGUGGAGAGAAGCCAUAUCAGUGUGAACGCUGCUUGCAGAGCUUCUCCAGGACAGACCGGUUGCUGAGACACAAACGAAUGUGCCAGGGCUGCCCCAGCAAAGCAUCUGACUCCCAGCUACUGCUUUAGGGUUGGGCCAUAGAAGAGGCUUUUAAGAAGCUGCUGGGAAGUCCACCAGAGGCUCUGGGAGUGGGCUUGUUCACCUGCUUGUGUUUUGUGCCCGAGUUUGCUUGCUGAGCCUACUCCUGUGGAAGGAGCAGAGCUGAGUGGGCACAGACUUCAACUAUGGUCUUGACACUGUAAAUACAUGGAGGACGAAGCAGGGCUGGCUCCCAGCCAUUGGGAAGCUCACUGCAGUUGUGGAUAAACAUUGCCGGGGUGCGCUUUCUGUUUCUGUUUUAGUUCGUCUUCUUUUUUUUUCUUUUUUUUCUUUCUUUUUUUUGAAAUUAUCACCAUUUGCCUCAGGAAAGGCUUUGAAAGCAUUGCGGGGGGGCCUUCCGCGAGCCAUUCCAACCAGAUCCGGUGCUCUCCAUUAACAGAUGAUCUGCCAGCUGGCCUGAUAUUUGGGCUUGCAAAAAAAAAAAAAAGUGGAAGGACAACAGGCAAAUAUUUUAUGAGAAACAGUGAUCACCGCCAGUCAAGCAGUGAACUUUUUUUUGCGGAGCUGAUCCUGGCAGGAUACUGUGGCCUGGGAUCACAGGAGUCUGUCUCAUUUACACUAGGCCGUAAGGCCUACAGGACUUUCCCUCCCCCACCCCCACCCCUUUCCGUGCUAUUCCCUUUAACAGUGAUUUGUGGUCUCGACUUUCAGGUUUCAAGAAACAAGGGCUGCAGAAGGUGACAAAUGCUCUUGGGUCAACCUAGAAGUCUACCUUAGAUGUGUUCCAUUUAUUGAGAUCCAGUUGAUAUUCAGCUGGCUGGAAGGCUCUGUUUUCCUCCCGGGAGAGGAAGAUAACUUGCGUGUGGUCCCUUCGCUUUCCCUUGUAAAUAGCCAUCCAUUCAGGAUGUACCUGUUACAUAUCUCUUCAUGCGGAAUCCAGAGCUUUCUUAGGUGGCAAUCCUGUUUUCCUAAAUACAUGAAAAGCCAGCUCUGGCCCAUGGGCACCUAUCUCCUAAACUUGAUACUGAAGAACUGCAGCCUCUGUGGGGGAGGGACUUUGGCCUCUUGAUAUGUCUCUUGGAAUAAAAUACUGGAGGACUAAAGGUCAGCAUUCCCAUGCACCAUGAAUUCUGAUUGCUCCUGGGCUGCUUCGUUGACGUUUGAAAAAGAGGCUUGUUGCCAAUAUGCAAAUUUUUAUAUGUGCUAUUAUUUCAAUUUUAGUUGCAACAGGCAGUGGCAAGUUUGCAAGGGGAAAAAAAGGAACCCUCCCAAGUCCUUUGUUCCUCACUGUCGCAUUUACCGUGAUCUUUCUAGAGGGCAAGUAAUAAUUUGUCUGUGAGACUGGAAUUUACUUGUUAGGGACAAGCGCCUCCAUCUGAACGAUAGAUACAAAUCUCAUUUGUGCUUCAAAUACAUCUCUCCCUGAGUUAACUUCUGAGUUCGCCAGAGCACCUUGCUUUAAGCCAGGUUUUAACCAAGGGCUGUGUUGGUGGAGAAAUGGUGGUCUUUGUUUGGUCGAGCUGGAGAGGUUCGUUCUUGAGGGCCUGCAUUUCAGCCUAUGCAACUAGAAAAGUUUUAUAAUCAGAGAUGGGAUACUUUAGAUGAGCGUUUUUCAAACUUGACAACUUCAAAAGGUGUGAGCUUAACUCCCAGAUGUGUGGCUGGGAAAUUCUGGGAGCUGAUCUUAAAAAUUCCCAAAUUUGAAAAACCUCUGCUUUAGUUCAAGAUUGCUCCCCCACUCCCCACAACCAUUUAAGAGGUUUCAAUGUAUUAGCAAAAGGCAUUGUUCUUUUGAUCAUCUUUCUUCUUGCUGCCUGUCAUGGGAGUUGUAGUCCAACAAAUCUGAAUUACAUUAGCUUGGGGAAUGUUACUAUAGAGGAGAUCAUAUUUUUUUUAAAAUAAAAGAGCUCUUUAAUUUCCUUCCCUCUGUUCAUCAGAAGACGCAAGUUUAUUCCCAGCCUUGUUACAUUUCUAAAAUUAACACCAAUUUCUAGUCUGCAGUUUAUGGGAAUGAUUAGAACACCCCAAACUCUUGGAGGUCUGUUGCAAUUUUUAGUGGGGCUGAUAAAAAUUAAAAUGGCUACUCUUUAGAAAGAUCAUAUGUCUUUCAGUUUACUGAGGACUGUUUUUCCCCAAAAGGAAAUAAAAUAAUUGCUGUAGGAAGAAGCUUGAGGAAAUGUAGAUAUUUGGGGGUGAGGGAGGGAAGGGAAAGGAAAUGUAACUGUUUCAGGGGGAAAUAGCAAUGUGCUCAGGUGGGAAAAGAAAACUUGCUUGAGUAGAAGAAAUCUCUUUAUCAAGUACUAGAUGUUUUUCUGUCCUUCCGGUCUUAAUCUAAUAAUUGAGACAUGGCACUACAAAGCAUAUUCACAGUUGCCUAGUAUUUCCCCAAGAGGUAAGGUGAAUCUCUUGAAUGAACUGCCUCAUACUGCCGGAUCCUUUAUGUGCCAAGCAGAGUAAUUACUCAAUGCUGUUUUGAUUCCUUCAGGCAGGGGUCUCAAACUGGUGGCCUGCGGGCCGGAUGCAUCACAUGCUGGCUACGCCCAUCCCAGCUCCACGAAUGGGAAAAAAUGUCACAAAACGUCACGUGAUAGCAAUGUGAUGCGGUGAGUUUGACACCCAUGCUCUAAAGCAGGGGUCUCCAAUCUUGGCGACUUUAAACUUGGAGGACUUCAAUUCCCAGCAAAGCUGGCUGAGAAAUUCUGAGAGUUGAAGUCCAUCAGGCUUAAAGUUACCAAGGUUGAAGACCUCUGCUCUAAAAAAUGUGCAGCUUUAGGAGCACAGGGAUGUGUUUUGCUUAGGCUCUGCAUCUUGCUAGAGUGCUGCCAUAGGGACUCGGGAGGCUAAUGAAUACCAUGUACUCUGGGAGAGGAAUUCUAUAAGCUGCUGCACACUCUAUACCAGCGCAGUCAUUUACCAAUAACCUAGAUAGGCUAUUAAUUGGUGUCUGCCAAUUUUGUUGUCCAGCUCUUUCUUCCUGCUCAGGAGUGAAGGAAGACGAAUGUUAACCUCAAAAAACAAGUUGCAUGUGACUUUAAUUGCUGAAUUUUGCUCAGAAGUGGACUAUAGUAUAGUGUUGUAAGAACAGGAUGGGGGAGAAGGCAGAAAGAGCAACCAUAACAAUUCAGUGAUUAAUAAUUGGACAAAAUAAUAGGGUUCAAGCAUUUUUUUUAUUGUUAAAUAAUCGCCUGCAGGCAGUAUGUUAGCAAAAUGGGGGGGGGGGAUGAUAGUUUUCUGUGGGAGAAGGUUUUAUUUAAACAAAUCGCUUGGCCCACCCCAGUAAAAGCAAUAGCAUCUAUUAACUGCUGCUGGUUCACCCCAACUAGAAAUUUUAUGCCAUGAGUAAUUUUUGCACUAAGAUCUUUGCAUUUAUUUUUCUUGACUGAGAUGAAAUUGAAAGGAAGUGAAACUUGUCUGGAAGUUUCACUGAUUGCCACUCUUUAAAGUGCAAGGGACCAAAACCAUUUCAGAAUGUAAUUUGUUUUGUUCAAAUAAAAUUAUGCAGAGGCAGUGAGGUGAAAAGAGGACUAAUUUGCUGAAGGUUCAAGAAGAAAGUGAGACUUAGCUUUUAGGUAAAAACAAUGUACUGUUUUAAAAUAUUCAGUGUUUUAAAAUAUUCAGUAGCCGAACAAUGGAUGGGAUUGCAGCAAGGAGUUGGAUGAAUUGGAUGGCUUGGCAAUUCCAGGUAGCAGCAGACUGGAAAAUGGGUUUUGCAUAAACACAGAAGUGUGCUUCCUUUGCAGGAAUAUAGAGAUACACAAUUUUACCAACACUAUCUAUGGUAAUGUCUCUCCUGGAGAUAGUCUUUAGAGAGUAUGUGCAACAAUUUUUACCUGUAUCUUUGUCCAACCUGAAUAUAUUGUUUAUACAUGUGACUCACAGGAGGUUUUCAAGUCUGUAAUUCUGACAGAUACGGUCUUGUGUGUGUGGAACAUGGCAGUGUAUGCAAGCCAACCUGUGUGACAGUCAGGUGGACUGGAAUCUUCGUGUACCCGAGGAGUGCCUGUAUUUGUGUUGCCCUAAAGGGCAGCCAGGGGCACAUUUUUGAAGGAGCUUUAUUUCUUACUUCCUUUCCUCCAUGGAAAUAAGAAAUCCCGUUUUGACAAUGGAUGCCAUUGGGAGCUGUUGCUAUUCCCAUUCCUUUUCUGGGUGCUGGUAGCAGAAGGACAAAUUGUGCUUGUCACAUGGAUCGGGUGCCUUAAGGUGCUUUCCGAUGUGGUGCUGCUGGUCUUAAUUUAGGAGUUUGUUCCAGUAGAAAGAAAAUGUAAAGGAUCUUUUCUUGCAGUUCAUAUUUGGCUUUUACAUAGACCUCCUGAAAGGAAAACAAUCUAGCACUUCAGCCUGACCAGAUAGCCUCUGGACUUAAUGUGAAGGUCCAAUAGCUUUUUCUAAGAUAAUUUAUUUUCCUUCCCUUUAACUCACCGAUUUUGCAGGGAAGGGAAUUGGGGCAGGGGUGUGUUACCCAAGGACAGGAUCACUUUUAAAUUGUAGUUUUUAUAAGAUGCUAUAAACUUGUAUCUUUUUACCAUUA
Ahaetulla prasina is the source of this 5808-nucleotide messenger RNA. It is a transcript of the gene ZNF740, whose product is annotated as zinc finger protein 740. Lineage: Eukaryota; Metazoa; Chordata; Lepidosauria; Squamata; Colubridae. Gene Ontology annotation, cellular component: nucleus. Gene Ontology annotation, biological process: regulation of transcription by RNA polymerase II. Bases 767 to 1309 code for a protein of 180 amino acids. The record is from RefSeq and is a predicted model, not a curated record. The transcript has 8 exons. Gene Ontology annotation, molecular function: DNA-binding transcription factor activity, RNA polymerase II-specific; RNA polymerase II cis-regulatory region sequence-specific DNA binding.